This is a messenger RNA of Triticum dicoccoides, 1967 nucleotides long. RefSeq names its product serrate RNA effector molecule-like. The record is from RefSeq and is a predicted model, not a curated record. The coding region runs from base 193 to 1641 and encodes 482 amino acids. Gene Ontology annotation, biological process: primary miRNA processing; mRNA processing. Lineage: Eukaryota; Viridiplantae; Streptophyta; Magnoliopsida; Poales; Poaceae. The transcript has 12 exons. Gene Ontology annotation, cellular component: nuclear body.
UCGCCGUCCCCCGACCCGCCCAAGCGGCCUCGAAGGGACGAUGGGGCUGGCCGACGCAGCCCACCGCGGGGCGGGAGGUACGAGCGCGGCGGAGACGGUGGCAGGCUCGCCGGGCAUCGCGCUCCAGAUGGGCCUAACUCUGGCUAUGGUGCUUCCAGUAAGGUUCAAAAUAUAACCCAAAGAAAAGGAUUAAUGACGUACAAACAGUUUAUCCUAGCUCUUGAAGAUGAUAUUUCACCAGCUGAAGCUGAGAGCAGGUACCAAGAAUACAAGACAGCAUACAUUACUACACAGAAACAUGCCUAUUUUGAUCUCCAUAAGGAUGAUACUAGGUUGAAAGAGAAGUACCACCCAACAAGCUUAUUAUCUGUUAUUGAAAGGAGGAAUGAGUUUUGUAAGGCUGCAGCGAAGAGUUUAAUUCUUGAUUUGCGAAGUGGAACUUUGGACCUUGGUCCUGGAAUGACUGCUGAUGGAUCAAGCAAAUCAGGGAAUGACAACUGUGGAAGCUCUGGGAAUGGUGAAGAUUAUGGUAACAAGAGAAGAAAGAAUGGAAGAGGUCCCCCAAAAGAAUCUGGACCACUUUCAACUGCUCCGAAAGCUCAUCCGGUCAGUUCAAAGUAUCGACGAAUUCAAACUGACAUAGAUCAAACUCUAGCUUUAGUGCGAAAGCUUGACUCGGAGAAGGGUAUUGUCGGAAACAUUCUGUCAAUUGGUGGUGAUCAUGGCAAGCCAGAUGAUGACAGAUCACAUGUUGGAUCCGCAGGGCCUUUAGUCAUUAUCCGAGGCUUAACUACUGUCAAGGGCCUUGAUGGUGUUGAGCUCCUUGACACUCUCCUUACCUACUUAUGGCGUGUCCAUGGUGUUGAUUACUAUGGCAUGUCUGAGAGGAGAAACGCAAAUGGUUUUCGUCAUGUGAGAGCCGACAACAAAAGUGCCGAUGCGUUUAACAUCAGUGCUGCUGAUUGGGAGAAAAAACUGGAUUCCUUCUGGCACGAAAGACUGGUGAAUGGCGAGGAUCCUCUAGUUGUAUUGACUGCCAAGGACAAAAUUGAUGCAGCAACUGUUGAAGCUCUGGCACCUUAUGUCAAGAAAAUUAUGGAUGAGAAUUAUGGCUAUAAGUAUGGGUGUGGAGCCAUGGGGUGUACAAAAGUUUUCCAUGCUCCCGAGUUUGUUCACAAGCAUCUAAAGCUCAAGCAUCCUGACUUGGUCUCUGUGUUAACUUUGAGUGUCCAAGAUGAUAUCUAUUUCCAAAAUUACAUGAAUGAUCCAAAUGCCCCAGGUGGAAAGCCAGUUAUGCAGCAAUCUGAACAAGACAGUGGCAGAAUGAGAAGAAUACCAGAUGAGCAGGGUUCAGAUGCCCCACUUAUCCCUGACGCCCCUCCAACAGUUCUAGUCCCUCUGCCUGGUGCUGGCCCAUUGGGACCAUUUGUUCCUAUACCACCAGAUAUGGCCGUUCAAAUGAUGCGAGAGCAAAGACCUCCAAGACCGAAUGGUGCUCAGCAUAAGAAGAAACCUUUGAUGCCUGAACCAAUGAUGCCCAUGUAUCCGCAUUUUCCGCUUGAUCCUCGUCCUUUGCGAAGGUACAAUGAUCUUGAUGCUCCUGAGGAGGAAGUCACUGCCAUUGACUACAGAAGCGUGUAGGGCGUCUCCAUUUACCCACUCUAAUCCGCCGAUGACCCACAUAGCGAAUGUGCUCCAGCAAAUUACUCGCUGUUGCCGUUGCAAUGGCAACGACAGACAGGGAAUGGGAUUUUGUCAAGUCCUGGCGGACGUAUGAUGCAUCGUCAUUUUCUGCAACACCCCCCACUCCUCAAAAUAGCAAGUAUUUUAAUGUGAUUUAUCGCCCGUGCUUGUUGGAAUGCUAUGAAUCAGAAGCUGUCAAAUCAGUAUGAUCCGUCCGACCUCCCAUAUUCACAGUUGGAGUAUGGAGAACUUCUAUGUUUGUUUGUAGGCAUGUGUUUGUGGUU